CCCCGAGUGUGUGUCCCCAGCUCCGGCAGAUGUACGCGAGGGACGGCUCGGAGGCCCGGGAUAACGGGCGGGUGUUGCUGGUUGUGGGAGGGCAAGAGCAGCUCACAAGCGCGGCGGGGCCGCCCGUGCCCCCUCCCCUGCACCCCCGGCUCCUUCCCGCGGCCUCCGGGGCGCUCCUGCCAGGGAUCACCCCCGCGAAGGCUUCCGGAGACCCAGGCUCCGAGGGGCGGCCGAGAGCCGCGCCCGGUCCGCCCCGGCCGGGAGAGGCGGCGGCGCCCGGCAGCGCUUCCCGCCGCCCCCCCGCCCGCACGGCCCUUGGCUCCGGGACCGGCGGCCAUGGGCAGCGGCAGCAGCCGGCGGCGGGGCGCGGCGGGGGGCGCGGCCGUGCCCGCGGGCAGAGCGGCGGCGGAGAACCGGGAGCUGCUGGAGACGGUGCCGGCCGAGUGCGAGGAGGCGGCGGCGGCGCUGCCCGCCCCCGGCCGCCCAGCCCCGGCCGCCGGCGGCAACCUCCCGCCCCGGGGCGCCGGGCGCUGGGGGGAGGCGGCGGCGGCAGGCGGCGGCGGGUCCCCCCCGCUCCAGCAGCCGGCUUUGGCAACCAGAAGCCCACCAGGCCCAGAGAUCGAUGCUGACCAUCAGUGCCCACAAAGGAACAGCAAGAAGCUGGCAGCACAGUCCACAGUAUCAUAUGAUUACUCAGAGGAGGAGCUCAUGGCAAGCAUCGAGCGGGAGUACUGCCGCUGAACCCAACCCCGUGCCACAAGAUCUUCAAGCACGUUCCUGGAAGCACAGCUGGAGCAAAACUGCUGCUGACAAAAUAACCCCUUGCACAGCGAGACGGCACUGGAGAGGUGGGUGGCAAAGGGAGAUGGACUGUGAGAAGCAGUGUGGCUGCUUGGGAAGCAUGGAGGAGAAAGCCCUCCCAGCCAGCUCUGAGCGAGACUGUGAGGAUCCUCACCAACUGCUGAUUUUGGAUAAGCGCCACUGGAGGACAGAGCAAUUAAUCUUGUGAAUCAAUAUUUAGCAGCUCAUCUCUAAAUGGUAUUUACCAAUGAAGAAGUACUAGAAUCGAAGCAUCGUACCAGAAGUGCUGAGACAUGGUGUUUUGAAGGAAGAUCUUGUUUUGUCUUAGCAGAAGAAAAAUGCAGUAAUAUCAUUCGAUUCAGAUCUCAUUUAAGGAGAUGUUACAUGAAAUUCAUGUUCCUGCCACUUAAAACAGGUCAAAUUUACUCCUUGUGCUGCGCAAGCCUCAGUUCCAGGUCUGGACUUGGCAUUGUCUCUUGGAAUGUGGUCCCCAGUAUGGGAUGUAAGAUGAAAUGGGGAGUGAGCGCACUGUCCAGUACAUAGGCAGUGUAAUCCCAGAGUUCGAAUCCCACUACAAUAGGCAAAAUGAGGCUCCUGGGAGCCAUCAGGGCGCAGAGGAUUUGUACGACCCCUUUGGGGAGGGAUCCCAGCAUCAGUGUCGUACCUGGGGCUCCUUGGUGUGGAUCCUUCAGCGAAAGCGGGAGGCAUGUCCCCGGCGCUGCCUCGCUGUGGCCAGCAAGCACCAUUUUGAGAGGGACUUGCAUGCUAUUGUAGAGCAGCUGUUUGCAAUAAAUUUUCAGAAUUAUCGCUCCUGGCCUUCCCACCUAUUUCUUGUCCUCAGUGGGUAGCCUAGAAGAAAAAUCACUGCAUUUUACCAUUAGCUGACUGAAAAGUUAAGCAGAAAGUUGUCUCUCCAGAGGAAACCAUAUAUUUUCAGUGCUCUCAGACAGGGAAGGUUGGUAUUUUAGGGUUCACGCUUUUAUUUUACCCGCAUCUUAACAUACUAUGAGUAGCUGCUUAUUAUCAGAAGUAGAAAAAUACCUUAUUUCUGUCUUCAGCUUAAGCAUAAAAGACAUUAGAUGAACUCUUCACACAGCCUGUGUAAAUGCAAGAGGAAACAGCAGGACACAUCUUAAAAUGCUGUAUUUUAACUUCUUUGUAAUUCCUGGUAUCUGUGAAACAGAAAUAAAUGCAUCUGUACUCUA
Falco peregrinus (peregrine falcon) is the source of this 2006-nucleotide messenger RNA. RefSeq names its product cystin 1 (gene CYS1). The transcript is spliced from 3 exons. The record is from RefSeq and is a predicted model, not a curated record. Lineage: Eukaryota; Metazoa; Chordata; Aves; Falconiformes; Falconidae. Bases 337 to 741 code for a protein of 134 amino acids.